GCAGUGAGAGUGCGCAGACCGGAAAGCUCGCCGGUGGGGAAGAUGGCGGACAGCAGCGGUCGUGUGGGCAAGAGCGGCGGCGGGAGUGGCGCGGGGAAGGGGGCGGUGUCGGCGGAGCAGGUAAUUGCUGGCUUUAAUCGCCUUCGGCAGGAACAGAGGGGCUUGGCAUCCAAAGCAGCUGAGCUGGAGAUGGAACUGAAUGAGCACAGCCUCGUGAUUGACACACUGAAGGAAGUGGAUGAGACUCGAAAGUGCUACCGCAUGGUUGGAGGUGUGCUGGUAGAGCGGACUGUCAAAGAAGUGCUGCCUGCCUUGGAGGGUAACAAGGAGCAGAUACAGAAGAUCAUUGAGACACUGUCACAGCAGCUUCAGGCAAAGGGGAAAGAACUCAAUGAAUUCCGGGAAAAGCACAACAUUCGUCUUAUGGGAGAAGAAGAGAAGCCAGCAGCCAAGGAACACUCGGAAGGGGCUAAGUCCAGCUCAGCGGGGGUGCUGGUCUCCUAGGAGCUAAGGCCUCAGCGGGUUUUUUUUUUACCCUGAGCCCCACUUGUAAUUUCUUUUUAUUAUUGUUAUUAUUUUCUUUGCUAUUGUAAUAUUUUGUUGUUGUUGUUGAUUAAAUGUUUUGGUCAAAUACUUAGCCAUAGCCUGAAACUUUAUCUCAUUUAGGGCUACACUGACAGCAUACAUGGCAUGGUGGCACACAUGCCUUUAAUAAUAAUAUUAGUGCUUGGGAGACAACAGAAGGCAGAUCUCUGGAUUCCAGGCCAGCCUGGUCUACAAAGUGAGUUCUUGGUCAUCCAAGGCUAUAUAGAUAAAGUGAAACCCUGUCUAAAAACAAAAAAACAAAAAAAUAAUAUAUGAUUUGCGUUGUUUCUACCAGGUUAAUAGCUCACACUAUCAGAAAGGAACCUCAGUUUGGCCUUUCCCUUGCAAAUAAACACAUCUGCUUACUUAAUGCUUUUCUGAAAGGGAUUCAGAGGGCUAAAGAGAUGGCUCAGGUGGCUGAGCAGUGAAGAGCUCUGUCUGCUCUUCCAGAGGGCAUCUGUUUUAUUAUCCCAAACAACCACCCAUAUGGUGGCUCACAACCAUCUAUAGUGGAGGUCUGAUGCCCUCUUCUGACACGAAGGUGUACAUGCAGAUAGAACACUUACAUAAGUAAACUAUAUAAAUCUUUUAAAGGAUUCAGAGACAAAAUGUUGACUCUCGGAUUGAGAUUUAAUAAGUGUUCGAAGUAGGGCAAGCGCUCUGAUGAGACUGCCUUGUAGGUUUGCCUUGACUCAGAGGCCUGGCCACGUGCCUCUCUGCUGUUCUUUAGAUAAAGAUUUCCAGGACGCAAACCUGUGAGCUAGCCGUCCUGCCGUCCUCACCAAAACCCCCAACCAAAUAAAGCUGGUCAUUCCAAAGGCAAGUCCGAUGUCCCACACGCUUCAGUCCACGGUCUGUGCAGGGAAAGUGGAACCACAGAGGCGGAGAUUGGCCUGUUGAGUGAGAGCAGAGGGGGGUUACUGACUGCUCCAACCUUCUCCAGUAUGCACGCCUGUUAUCUUUCCCAAGUGAUCUGUCAGCCUUUUCAAAUGUUUAAUAUUCUACUUAUAUUGUCUAUUGUAUUUUGUUUUGCUUUUUGAAACAGUGUCUCACUCUGUCACCCUGGCUAGUCUCACACUCUAGAUCAGGCUGGCUGGCACCAAAAACUCCCAGAGAUCUGCCUGCCUCUGCCUCCCAAGUGCUAGAAUUAAAGGUGUGAACCACUA
Molecule: messenger RNA, 1751 nt
Organism: Mastomys coucha (southern multimammate mouse)
Lineage: Eukaryota; Metazoa; Chordata; Mammalia; Rodentia; Muridae
Gene: Pfdn2
Product: prefoldin subunit 2
Exons: 4
Coding region: 43-504 (153 amino acids)
Biological process (GO): protein folding
Cellular component (GO): cytoplasm; prefoldin complex
Molecular function (GO): protein folding chaperone
Source: RefSeq, a predicted model, not a curated record